AUGUUUCGUCCGCGCAAGUACGCAAACUCAAUACCUCCAAUGUACAAUCCUAGAAGAAUUGCGGAAAGGGCAAUGUCAAAACGAAAACAUAAUGAGGAGAGUGAUCCUUUAACGCUUAGUCCCAGAAACAUAAGUGAAUCUGACAUUUGGGACAAAGAUCACAAAUUUGUCGAUGAAUUUUGGGAUGAAUUCAGCUCAGGUAAACACUUUAUCGGCUUUGAUGAUUCUUUACAUUCGGAGGAAAAAGAUGACAAGUAUUUGGUCUUUUAUGAUGAUCCAGGAUUAAAACAAGAUGAUGUCAAGGUUGACUUUAAUCAGAAGGAGAAUGAAUUGGUGAUUCAUAUUGACCAUGCAGAUUUCACCGAGACUAGUUCUAACUCUAAAACUUAUCAAAGUGCAAUGAAAUUCGACAAGACUAUAAAAGUGGACGAGAUCAAAGCUGAGAUCGAUGACAAUGAAAUUCAGUUGGUGUUACCAAAAAGACAUGCUGAUAAUGAACAUAUCCAUCACGUUGCAGUGACGUGUAAACCAGCUCUGUAUUCAGGAUAUAACCACACGCGCAAUGUGCUAUAA
This is a messenger RNA of Lodderomyces orthopsilosis Co 90-125, 573 nucleotides long. RefSeq names its product Hsp21p (gene HSP21). The coding region runs from base 1 to 573 and encodes 190 amino acids. The transcript has a single exon. The record is from RefSeq and is a predicted model, not a curated record. Lineage: Eukaryota; Fungi; Ascomycota; Pichiomycetes; Serinales; Debaryomycetaceae.